Molecule: messenger RNA, 1068 nt
Organism: Gavia stellata (red-throated loon)
Lineage: Eukaryota; Metazoa; Chordata; Aves; Gaviiformes; Gaviidae
Gene: HAPLN1
Product: hyaluronan and proteoglycan link protein 1
Exons: 4
Coding region: 1-1068 (355 amino acids)
Biological process (GO): cell adhesion
Molecular function (GO): hyaluronic acid binding
Source: RefSeq, a predicted model, not a curated record
AUGAAGAGUCUACUUUUAAUGGUGCUGAUUUCUGUCUGCUGGGCUGAACCUCACCCUAUCAACUCAAGUCGGGAUCAUGAAAGAAUUAUUCACAUUCAAGCAGAAAAUGGACCCCGUCUACUCGUGGUGGCAGAGCAAGCUAAAAUCUUCUCACACCGGGGUGGCAAUGUCACACUGCCAUGUAAAUUUUACCAUGAACACACAUCAACAGCUGGCUCAGGAACCCACAAAAUCCGGGUCAAGUGGACCAAACUCACCUCGGAUUACCUCAAAGAAGUGGACGUCUUUGUUGCAAUGGGACACCACAGAAAGAGCUAUGGAAACUACCAGGGCAGAGUGUUUCUGAGGGAAAGCAGUGAAAACGAUGCCUCUCUUAUAAUCACAGAUAUAAUACUGGAAGAUUAUGGGAGAUAUAAGUGCGAGGUGAUUGAAGGAUUAGAAGACGAUACAGCAGUGGUGGCUCUGAAUUUGGAAGGUGUCGUAUUCCCUUACUCUCCACGGCUGGGUCGUUACAACUUAAACUUCCAUGAGGCUCAGCGAGCGUGUCUGGACCAAGACUCUGUUAUCGCCUCCUUUGACCAGCUCUACGAUGCCUGGAGGUCAGGGCUGGACUGGUGUAACGCCGGCUGGCUCAGCGACGGCUCUGUGCAGUACCCCAUUACCAAGCCCAGGGAGCCCUGUGGAGGGAAGAACACAGUGCCUGGGGUCAGGAAUUACGGGUUCUGGGAUAAAGAUAAAAGCCGAUAUGACGUUUUCUGUUUUACUUCAAACUUCAACGGUCGUUUUUACUACCUAAUUCACCCAACCAAGCUGACCUAUGACGAAGCCGUUCAGGCGUGCUUGAAGGAUGGAGCUCAGAUCGCUAAAGUUGGCCAGAUAUUUGCUGCCUGGAAGCUCCUGGGGUACGACCGCUGUGAUGCUGGCUGGCUGGCUGACGGCAGUGUUCGCUACCCAAUCUCCAGGCCAAGGAAGCGCUGCAGUCCUAACGAAGCAGCGGUUCGCUUCGUAGGCUUCCCUGAUAAAAAGCACAAGCUGUAUGGUGUCUACUGUUUCAGAGCAUACAACUGA